AUGUCUUCUGAGGCUCCACCCCCACUGCGUGAGCGUAUGCUCGGCUUACUUGAUCCGAGUGGUUUGAUGGCUAUGGCUAUACCUCAUUACAUUCAUGUCUGCAUCGAAGCUAUCAAGCGUGGCGAGGUUCUCGCUCCCAUCACGCAGACCACUAGACUCCGCGACGAAGCCUUUGCUCGGUUCUGGAUUGCAUUCUCUAAUUUCCUAGAAAAGAAUGCUCCGCCCCCAGUUCCCGGCGUCGAGCCAGAACUCAAGGGCUCCUCAGCUCUAAUCCCACCACUCCUCAAAACCGCCUCAGGCAUUGUCCUCGACAUCGGUCCCGGCACAGGCAGUCAAAUGCACCUCCUUCGCUCCCCGGCUAUAACGGCCAUCUACGGCCCAGAGCCCUGCGUCGGGCUACACGGAGACCUCCACUCCAAAGCCGUAGCCGAGGGCCUCGAAUCAAAGUACCACAUUCUCAAAUGCGGUGCUGCAUCAGCCGAACUCAUCCCCGCACUCGAAGCUACCAGUACAGGCGUCGUUGAUGCCCACAAGGUAAAUGGGAGCGGGAUCUUUGAUACGAUCAUCUGCGUUCGUGUGUUGUGCUCUGUUCCGCAGAUGGAGAAGACGAUUCGUGAGCUUUAUGCGCUGUUGAAGCCUGGUGGCCGCGUGCUUGUUACGGAGCAUGUGGUUAAUCCGUGGCGGACGGCGAAGGGGUCGGUUCUUGCGCGGGUUGCGCAGGGGGUUUAUCAGUUGCUUGGGUGGAGCUUUUUUAUUGGGGAUUGUUGUAUGGAUCGGGAUACGGAGGGGGCGUUGAGGAAGGCUGCUGAUGUGGAUGGGGGGUGGGAGAGUGUUGAGAUUGAGAGGUCGUUUGGGUGGUCGCCUUUGCCGUAUAUCUCGGGUGUGCUGGUGAAGAAGAGUAACUAG
Molecule: messenger RNA, 906 nt
Organism: Penicillium subrubescens
Lineage: Eukaryota; Fungi; Ascomycota; Eurotiomycetes; Eurotiales; Aspergillaceae
Product: class I SAM-dependent methyltransferase
Exons: 3
Coding region: 1-906 (301 amino acids)
Source: RefSeq, a predicted model, not a curated record